Molecule: messenger RNA, 16760 nt
Organism: Acinonyx jubatus (cheetah)
Lineage: Eukaryota; Metazoa; Chordata; Mammalia; Carnivora; Felidae
Gene: CNTNAP5
Product: contactin associated protein family member 5
Exons: 20
Coding region: 412-3720 (1102 amino acids)
Source: RefSeq, a predicted model, not a curated record
CCCGGGUGCGGAUCCCAGCGCCCGCGGCCGAGGUGCAGCGGCCGUGCGCCCGGCUUGCCGCCUGCUGUUGCAGCGGGGCUCGGCUUUGCGCCUUUAAGGAGGGGGAGCGGAGGGCGAGGCGGGCGAGGCGGGCGCGCACAGCGAGCGGCAGGUGCGGGCCCCGCAGCUCCAGCCGCAGCUCCAAGGCAGACCCCGCUGUGCUUUCGGUGGAGCUUCUGGACACGGGAUGGAGUGAAGCAGCGAGUGGCUCUCCUUGGGGGGGCGGGAGGGGGCCAGGCGGCGCGCAGGAGAGAGGACGACAGGAGUGAGAGAGAGAGAAAGAGAGAGAGAGAGAGAGAAGGCGCAGCGGCAGCCGCGGCCAGCGCCUGCGAAUUUGGGAUCCGACUGGGAGGGACCGCUUCCUCGGGGGAAAUGGAUUCUGUACCACGGCUGACCAGCGUUCUCACUUUGCUGCUCUCCGGCUUGUGGCAUGUAGGAUUCACGGCGACAAAUUACAAUUGUGAUGACCCAUUAGCAUCCCUGCUCUCUCCAAUGGCUUUUUCCAGUUCUUCAGACCUCGCUGGUACUCACAGCCCAGCUCAACUCAACCGAAGAGUUGGAACUGGUGGUUGGUCCCCAGCAGAUUCCAAUGCUCAACAGUGGCUCCAGAUGGACCUGGGAAACAGAGUGGAGAUUACAGCAGUGGCCACGCAGGGCAGAUAUGGAAGCUCUGACUGGGUGACGAGUUACAGCCUGAUGUUCAGUGACACAGGACGCAACUGGAAACAGUACAAGCAAGAAGACAGCAUCUGGACCUUUGCAGGAAACAUGAAUGCUGACAGCGUGAUGCACCAUAAGUUACUGCACUCAGUGAGAGCCCGCUUCAUUCGCUUCGUGCCCCUGGAAUGGAAUCCAAGUGGAAAGAUUGGCAUGAGGGUGGAGGUCUACGGAUGCUCCUAUAAGUCAGAUGUCGCUGACUUUGAUGGCCGAAGCUCCCUUCUGUACAGGUUCAAUCAGAAGCUGAUGAGCACUCUCAAAGAUGUGAUCUCUCUGAAAUUCAAGAGCAUGCAAGGAGAUGGGGUCCUGUUCCAUGGAGAAGGUCAACGUGGAGACCACAUCACUCUGGAGCUCCAGAAGGGGAGGCUCGCCCUACACCUCAACUUGGAUGACAGCAAACCUCGGCUCAGUAGCAGCCCACCCUCGGCCACCCUGGGCAGUCUGCUGGAUGACCAGCACUGGCACUCAGUCCUUAUUGAGCGGGUUGGCAAGCAGGUGAACUUCACAGUGGACAAGCACACACAGCAUUUCCGCACCAAGGGUGAGGCCGAUGCCCUAGACAUCGACUAUGAGCUUAGUUUUGGAGGAAUUCCAGUACCAGGAAAACCUGGAACCUUUUUAAAGAAAAACUUCCACGGAUGUAUUGAAAACCUUUACUACAACGGAGUAAACAUAAUUGACCUGGCUAAAAGACGAAAGCAUCAGAUCUACACGGUGGGCAAUGUCACUUUUUCCUGCUCCGAACCACAAAUUGUUCCCAUCACAUUUGUCAACUCCAGCAGCAGUUAUUUGCUGCUGCCCGGCACCCCCCAAAUUGAUGGGCUCUCAGUGAGUUUCCAGUUUCGAACAUGGAACAAGGAUGGUCUGCUUCUGUCCACAGAGCUGUCUGAGGGCUCGGGGACCCUGCUGCUGAGCCUGGAGGGUGGAACCGUGAGACUCGUGAUUCAGAAAAUGACAGAACGCACAGCUGAGAUCCUCACAGGCAGCAGCUUGAAUGAUGGCUUGUGGCAUUCAGUCAGCAUCACCGCCAGAAGGGACCGCAUCACUCUUACUCUGGAUAAUGAUGCAGCAUCCCCGGCCCAGGACACCACUCGCGUACAGAUUUAUUCUGGAAAUAGCUACUACUUUGGAGGGUGCCCUGACAAUCUCACCGAUUCCCAAUGUUUAAAUCCCAUUAAGGCUUUCCAAGGCUGCAUGAGGCUCAUCUUUAUUGAUAACCAGUCCAAGGACCUCAUUUCAGUUCAGCAAGGUUCCCUGGGGAAUUUUAGUGAUUUACACAUUGAUCUGUGUAGCAUCAAAGACAGGUGUUUGCCAAACUACUGUGAACAUGGAGGAGGCUGCUCCCAGUCCUGGACUAGCUUCUCCUGUAACUGCAGUAACACGGGUUACAGUGGCGCCACCUGCCAUAACUCCCUCUACGAGCAAUCCUGCGAGGUGUACAGGCACCAAGGGAACACGGCUGGUUUCUUCUACAUCGAUUCUGAUGGCAGCGGGCCGCUGGGACCCCUCCAAGUGUACUGCAACAUCACAGAGGACAAGAUUUGGACAUCAGUGCAGCACAACAACACAGAGCUGACCCGGGUGCGGGGUGCCGACCCAGAGAAGCCCUACACCAUGGCCUUGGAUUAUGGCAGCAGCAUGGAACAGCUGGAAGCCAUGAUUGAUGGCUCGGAGCACUGUGAGCAGGAGGUAGCCUACCACUGCAGAAGGUCCCGCCUGCUCAACACGCCAGAUGGAACACCAUUUACCUGGUGGAUUGGGCGGUCUAAUGAAAGGCACCCUUACUGGGGAGGUGCCCCUCCUGGGGUCCAGCAGUGUGAAUGUGGCCUGGAUGAGAGUUGCCUGGACAUUCGACACUUCUGCAAUUGCGAUGCUGACAAGGAUGAAUGGACAAAUGAUACUGGCUUUCUUUCCUUCAAAGACCACUUGCCUGUCACUCAGAUAGUUAUCACUGAUACCAACAGAUCAAACUCAGAAGCUGCUUGGAGAAUUGGUCCCUUGCGUUGCUAUGGUGACCGGCACUUCUGGAAUGCGGUAUCAUUUUACACAGAAGCCUCUUACCUCCACUUUCCCACCUUCCAUGCGGAGUUCAGUGCUGAUAUUUCCUUCUUUUUCAAAACCACGGCUUUAUCGGGAGUUUUCCUAGAAAACCUUGGCAUUAAAGACUUCAUCCGACUUGAAAUAAGCUCUCCGUCUGAGAUCACUUUUGCCAUUGAUGUUGGGAAUGGCCCUGUAGAGCUCAUAGUUCACUCUCCUUCUCUUCUGAAUGACAACCAAUGGCAUUAUGUCCGGGCUGAAAGGAACCUCAAGGAGACUUCACUCCAGGUGGACAGCCUCCCAAGGAUGACCAGGGAGACUUCGGAGGAGGGCCACUUCCGAUUGCAGCUGAACAGCCAGCUCUUUGUAGGGGGAACAUCAUCAAGACAGAAAGGCUUCCUAGGAUGCAUACGCUCAUUACACUUGAAUGGGCAGAAGUUGGACCUGGAGGAGAGGGCCAAGGUCACGUCUGGAGUCCGGCCGGGAUGCCCGGGCCAUUGUAGUACUUAUGGUAGCAUCUGCCACAACGGGGGCAAGUGCGUGGAGAAGUACAGUGGGUACUCGUGUGAUUGCACCAAUUCACCAUAUGAAGGGCCCUUUUGCAAAAAAGAGGUUUCUGCUGUUUUUGAGGCUGGCACUUCAGUUACUUAUAUGUUUCAAGAACCCUACCCGGUGACCAAAAAUACAAGCCUCUCAUCCUCGGCGAUUUACACAGAUGCGGCUCCAUCCAAGGAAAAUAUUGCAUUUAGCUUUGUGACAGCUCAGGCGCCCAGCCUCUUGCUGUACAUCAAUUCAUCUUCUCAGGAUUCCCUGGCCGUCCUGCUCUGCAGGAAUGGACGAAGAAAAUGCCCACGGCCAUGUCGUACAAAAUGGCCCCCGUUUCAGUACUGUGAGUUAAGAAGCCAGGGAGUGGAGACAGGUGGAUAAACUGUGUAAAUACUGAACAAAAUCCUUGGCUUGCAAAUCUAUUUAAUAUGGGUGUUCGGGCCAGAGGAGAGAAGAGCAGUGGGACUCCAAGUCAUGCUUCUGAGUCUCCCUCUGGCGGGGGUUUGGUUGGCACGUUUGGAAUCCUUCCUAUGCCCUUCAUCAUUUUUCUUGAAGUUUCGCCAACCAGAGACUUAUUCAGGUUAAGCCGCUGCUGUCUUUUCAAAUGAAAACAUGUCCUUUUUCCUAAAGGAAGAAAAGAAUUUUCAUUUCUUGGAUGGAAGAUUAGAGAAAGAAAAGGAGGCAUUUGGGUUUAGGGAGACCUUAGGAGAGUGAGGUUGUUUGUGGUCUGAUGGGCUGGAGCUUUGGGCAGAAGGCCACUUCUCAGAGAAAUGGCAGCUGGGAGAGAAGGGGCAGAUGAAGGAGGAAAGGGUCCAGAGAAGGUAAUGGGAGUGUACAUUUCAAUUCCACAGCAUUUCACUGAAGGAUGGCUGUACCUCCUGCACAGUUCUAUGGAGUUCUUCAAACUUGUCAUUUGAUAAAUAUUCACAGAGCAUCUAUCAGGGAGCAGGCACUAUUUUAUGUACAGGAGAGACAGAUUCAGACAGGAUCCUGUUCUGCCUUCCAGGAUCUAGUCUGGGGACAGAGGCACAACAAACAAGGAAAACAAUGUGCCACAGAUGUGGGGUAGAGUCUGUUCCAGAUAGAAUGAGGGAAGGAGGGUAACAAAAGGCUUCUUGGAGAUAGUGAGCCUUGAGUUGGGCCAUGAAAGAGAAGUGUUUUCUAGGCAGACAUUAGAUCAUUGUUUAAUAAAAUGAGAGGUUUCUUUGACUGUUUCUCAUUGUCUCCAUUUUAUUUCCAUUGCAUGUGAAACAUAUAUAUAUAUAUAUAUAUAUAUAUAUAUAUAUAUAUAUGUUUUUCCCCCAAUCAUUUCCCCUUUCUACUCUUUCAUUGCGUGUCCUUCUUGGCCCCUUGAUAGUAAAAAUAAAAAAAUCAAAUUGAGAAUAUGUGCUAAGUCUAAGGCCAUCAAUCUAUGGUGAAAUCAUUUGAGUACAACAUCCAAACAGGGCCCCAGGUCACCUUCCCCUGGUGGCUGUUCUGCUGCCCUCCGGCACCAAACGGUUUGCCUGACUUUGCCUCAGCAUUUUCUUUUUAUCAACUUUUUUUUUUUUAACAUAUACAUUCAUAAGGAUUCACUGUCUGCAUUUGUGAUUGCACACACCUUGGAGGGAAUAAUGAUGAACCCAGACACUUUACAUUUUGAACAGAGUGACUCAAGGGAGACAGGGAUAAGGAGGAAUCCAGAGAGGGAGCGUCUUCAAAGUACAGACUUCAACAGCUGCUGGCCAGGGCUGGCUUGACCCUAGACUACUCUCAGCUUCUCACUGCUUUCUUGUGGAAGACUUUCAAAGUUUAGUUCUGCCUCCUAACACUCCCUUUGUGACACCAGCAUAUACCUGAGUACCUCAGAGUAGCAGGAGCCCCAAUAAACAGCCUGAGAAAAGCAUACCUCCAAAAGCAUGACCGUGACCACUUCAGUCUCUGGCUUAUGUUAAGCAACACUUUGCUGCUUUUGAACUUCAAAUUCCCAAAAGUCUUUUGAUAUCUGCAGGACUGUUUUGGUUGGUGCAUUUUCAUCAUUUCUGGGCUUUCCAAUAAUCUCUUGCUGGGAGGACAUACCAGCCAGGUCCUGCUGGGCAGCUCUCCUCCAUUUCAGACUAAUGUGGUUAUGCCACACCAUGACCUUGAGAGGGCAGUCAAGAAUCCCUCCUCCUCGUGUCCUCUUAGAGGAAAGUCAAAGAUAUGGGCAGGCACAAAUGGCAUCUCUAGUAUCAGACAGUUAAUCCACUGACCAAGGUGGGGGUCUGAGAGAAGAAAUAGAGGUAUGAUGAAUAAAACUGGAUCUAGGUCAUCUUUCUUAUUUUUCUUCUCUCCCUUGUUGUGGAUUUCUCUCUCUCCCUCUUUUUUAAAUGUUUAUUAAUUAUUUUGAGAGUGAGAUAGUAUGCAAGCAGGGGAGACGGACAGACAGGGAAAGAAUCUCAAUCAGGUUCCAUGCUCAGCAUGGAGCCUGAUGAGGGCUUGAUCCCGUGACCUGAACCAAAAUCAAGAGUCGGGGGCUUAGCUGACUGAGCCACCCAGGCAGCCCAAUGUUGUAGAUUUCUUAUUUUGUGGUAUGCUCAUCAGUCCAUGAAGAUUGUGUCCUUCAGAGCGCCUGGGUGGCUCAGUGGGUUAAGUGUCUGACUUCAGCUCAGGUCACGAUCUCAUGACUCAUGCGUUUGAGCCCUACAUUGGGCUCUGUGCUGACAGCUCAGAGCCUGGAGCCUGCUUUGGAUUCUGUGUCUCCCUCUCUCUCUUCCCCUCUCCCACUCAUGCUCUGUCUCUCUCUUUCAAAAAUAAACAUUAAAAAAAUUAGAAAAAAAAAAAGAUUGUGUCCUUCUAAAAUCCAUAUGUUGAAGCCCCAAUUCCUUGUAUUUUGAGUGAGAAGGAAGUUAAGGUUAAUUUAGGUUAGAAGGGGAGAGCCCCAAUCCGCUAUGGCUAGUGUCCUUAAAAGACGAGGCAGCAGAGUUUUCUGUCUGUCUCUGUCUCUCUCUGCCAUGUGAGGACACAGUGAGAAGGUGGCCAUCUGCAAACCAGGAGGAAAGUCUUCACCAGCGACUAAACUGGCUGUCACCUUGAUCUUGCUGCCAUCCAGAACUGUGAGAAAAUACAUUCCUGCUGGUUGGUCUACCUGGUCUACAGUAUUUUGUUAUAGCAGUUCGAUCAGGCUAAGACAAAGAUCAAAUGAGAAAAUGUAAGAAGAUGUGCUUCAUGGACUGUAAAGUACAAAACACAUUGUAUUUUCUUAUUGAUAAUCAUAAUAUGAAUUAUUUGCGUGCUUGGGUGGGCAGAACAUGAAUGUUGAAGGUGGGAUUCGGGAUAACAGAGAUUAAAAUUUCAUCCGAAAAGGACAUGAAAAUCGCCCAUUGCUUAGAGGCAGAGCAUCUAAUGGUGGAGCAGGGUGACAUUACCCUGAGGAAGGAGAAAGAUGAGGCAGAGGGUCCCCAGCCUGCACCUUAGCUGCUGUCAUUAGGUACAGGCAUUUGCUUUCGAUAUACACAAGUAUGAAAACAAAAAAUUAAAAAAAGAAAACUUUAAGAAUGGCUUUCUCAGAUGCCCUCUGAACUAGACCUUUGCAGAACUUGUCUGAUGUUUCUGAAAUAAAGAUAAACAGACAGGCAGACAGACAUAAAAUAACCGAAAAGCAGGACAUAUUCACAGGACUCACUGUAUGACCAGGCCCAGCAAGAUACAACUGAGGGACAUAGUCAAACUCUUGGAAACUCCCACCUCACACCCUGGCUGUGGAGCUGGCUGGACGGCAAGUGCCAGCAUCGAGGAAGCCAAAACAAGAAGAACAGAGCUACUGAGUCAAUGCUCUAAGCCCCUGCAUGAAGAGCAAUAAUCAAAGACUAGUAUGGAAUUCAGGGUAACCAAAAAUACAAAAUGCAAUUAACUCUGCAAACAUUUAUUUAAUACCUCCUCCAUUUAUCUGCCAGGGCUGCCACAACAAAAUACCACAGACUGCGUGGUUUAAUCUACAGAAAUUUAUUUUCUCACAGUUGUGAAGACUGGAAGUCUGAGAUCAAUGCACCAGCCGGGUUGGUGUCUGGCGAGAGCUGCCUCAUUGAGUUGUAGGUGGCUCCUUUCUUACUGUGAGUUCACAUGGCCUUUCCUUAGUAUUAUGUGCCUGAGAGAGAAAGGGAGUGUGCUCUGAAAAGGACACUCAUCCUAUUGGAUCAAAGUCCCACCGUUAGAAGCUCAUUUAACUGCAAUGACAUUCCUACAGGCUCUCUUUCCAAAUACAGUCCCACUGGGGAUUAGGGCUUCAACUAUGGAAUUGAGGGGGACACAUACAUUCAGUUCACAACAGCUCCCAUGUGCUAAAUGCUGUCCAAGGUGCUCAUAAUAGAAGAACAAAUAUGGUGUCAUUGAAUCGGGGAGAUUCUCAACAUUGGGUUCCAGGUACAAUUCAUCUUUGUAAGGUCAGCAUCCAGCAGAGUACUCAGCAAAGAGUUGGCCUUGGAUUGAAUUAUGUCUUGCAAGUGUCGGGGACGUCCCCCAGAGUCCAUGUGAUAACAGUGGGGCUAUUGGGGGACAGAGGACACUUCUUCUCAGUCCAUCAUGAUCCAAGUAAAUAUGGGCAUGAAUAUAAAUUAUUAGCAUGCUUAAUUCUGUUCUUCCUGAGAUUCCAUUCUGUCACCUGUGACAUACUUCUGAGAGGCAGGGUUGUUUGGACAUUGGGGCUCUGGGGAGCUGGCAUUCUUUUAUUUUAUUUUCUGCGGCCCUUUGAGAUCUCUGUACUUUCCCAGUUUAAAAACCUUUUUAGAAAUUUCCCAAGAAUUGAGCAACUGUUUAUUUUUUUCCAGCAAGGCUGGUUGCUUACGACUGUACUAUGAGAAUCCAGAGAAUUAUUGUCUGGUCUUGUGCUUCAUUGUUUGUAAAAAGAGAAAAGGCGUGCGCUUGGUGCCUUAGUUUCUUCAUCUGUAAAUUUGGGAUAAUUGCAUUGGUCAAGGGUUGCACAGCAGUGUUGUUGAGGAUUAAUAAAAUCCUGUAGUAAAAGGUUUGAAGGAACUCAGAUUAAAGAUCUGGGGAUAAAUACAAAGAAGGGUUAUUAUAAGACAGAGCAAAGCACUGGCUGGUGAUUGAGCCACCUUGAUUUUUUUAAAGCCAGGGCUGGAGAGACCAGGGAACUGGAUGGUUAGCUUUUGGACUAGAACUCUAAUUAGGGGCUUAAGGAUUAAGAAAGUAGUUGAAGUCUGUGUGAAGAAAGCUUUUCUCAGAGAAAAGACAUGUUUUUAUUCUUCUUAGAGCACUUUAUCUGUAAAUACUUACAUCUUGAGAUGUGAAACAGUCAGCAGAAAGCCCAAGCUCUGGGUUUAUUCAGUUCUCUGUGCAGUUAAUUACCUUUUGUGAAGCAAGUAGGCCUUGGAUUAUCAUUAUUUCUCUUCAUUCAGAGUUAUUGGAGAUGUGUUUCCACUUUAAUAAGUAACUUAUCCUCUCAAAGUUUAGAAAUGAGGGUCCUGGAAAUCCAAUCCCCUAUUAUAAAGCUGCGCUGGAGACAUGGUGAGCAGGGUUUCAGCCUUAUGAGGAGUCCAGUCAAUUUCUAACACCACCCAUUGGAGACCUUCCAUGAUCUCCCGGCCCAAAAGCAACUGAUAGCAGCUAAUUCUUGCCAAGUGCUUAAUGUGUGCCAAGAUGUAGUUUUAGUGAUUUUAGUCUUACGAUUAGUUCAUUUAAUCCGUUUCACAAUGGCUGUGGAGUUAGUACUAACAUUUCCCAUUUUACAGAUGAAGAAACUUAGGCACGGAAACAUUAAGUAACUUGUCCGAGAAGACACAGCAUUGAACCAGUGAGGCUGAAAAUCAAACCCCGCUGGUCUCUUUUUAGCCUGUGAACUGUUCCGCUCUGUUCUGUGACCUCUCAUUGUUCUGGGCACGACUCAAAAUGGAACCUGCUGUUUUCUCUCUGGUGUUUGCUUUCACUUUUGUGGAGGGAGCGUGCUGUGUCAGGAAUGCCAUAUUCACUCCCUGUGGUGCUUCCAAAACUCUGUUUAAAUGAUGGGCCAGACAGAAAGGAUGGCACAGUUGAGACGGAGGACAGCCCCGUGGGAUAUUUGGAAAUACACUGCUGGUGGAAGGGGUGCCAGAUAGCUCCUUCUGUUUGGCAAAUUGUACUUUGAUGCACCUGACUUCCACAGGACUCUCUAGUGGAAACAAACAAACAAACAAACAAACAAAUAAACCAGCAUUCUUUAUUGAUGCCAAAUUCUGUGAUGCGAGUUGCCCUGUACAGCUAGAGCUCCUGUAGUAAGACCAGCCACCUAAAUUUGACAGUCAUAGUCAUGUGACAUAAAGAGCACAUGGGUAAGUGUGUGUUUCUCGGAAUAAGUGAUCUUAAUGUAAUGAAUAGGGCUCAACAGAAUUUUUCUGGUUGAGGAAAAUCCCGUAUAAUAAAUGCAUGCUUUUAUGUAAACAUGAGGAUAGAUGCACAAGUUUAUUGUUGUUCUCUUCUUAGACUCCUCUACAAUUACAUAAGCAAAUUUAAAAAUUAAAAAAAAAAAGAUAGGAACUUAAAAAGACAAAGAGAACAGAAUAGAGCUCAGGAUGGGUAAGAGAUAUGAAUACAUUUUUAAAAGCUGAACAGCAAUGGAGGAGGAAAGCUGGCUUGGUCCAGGUCACUACGAAGGCAUGGUAAUGGGAAGGGGUCAUGGGACAGGCUGAGGCCUGGCCGUUCUGCACACCAUGGAUUCUGGCAUGAGGAGUGAAGUCAGGAGAAAAUGAGAAGUUUUUGCAGGGAACUGUUGACCUUAAAUCCAGUUUCCUUAUCUGGGAAGAUAAGUUCCUUGGGAAGACCAGACAUUUGGUAGCAUAUAGAAAUUGAACAAGAGUUUCUAAAGCUGAGGGUGAGAUCAAGAGACAGGGUUAAAGAGAGAAAUGACAUGGCAUUUUGUACACUUGGGGCCUCAUUUGUCCCUUUUUCCAAGAGCUCUUACAGUGAAGCCUUUCUCUCUUCAUGCAGGAUAUGAGAGGGUUUCCCUACCGAGGAACUGAACGGACCCAUGAAAAAUAUAUGUGAUGGGGCACUUGAGUGGCUCUGUUGAUUAAACAUCUGAAUCUUGAUUUGGGCUUAGGUCAUGAUAUAAUGAUUCAUGGCUUUGAACCCCACAUUGGGCUUUGUGCUGACAGCAUGCGGAGCUUGCUUGGGAUUUUCUCUCUGUCUCUCUCUGUCCCUCUCCCUACUCACACAUGUUCUCUCUCUCUCUCUCUCUCUCUCUCUCUCUCUCUCUCAUAAUAAAUAAAUAAAACUAAUAAAAUAAAAAUAUGUGGAUAACUAGAAUUUAGGGAUGUCCUCAUUGAAAGGAAUGAUUUACCGAUAUGGUUACUUAUCAGAGAAUCCCACCUGUUGACACACUCAGCCCAUGCACAUGGAAUCUUCAAUCCAGUAUGCAGUUCUGAGUCACAAUUGUGAACAGAUGACCAUGACUUACCACAACCAUCAGACAUUUCCAUAAAACCUCCAAGAUGAAAGAGAAAGAUCAGGUAAAUAAACACAGAUAAGUGGAGAAAACAGGGAUAAUGCAAGAGGGGGAAGAAGCAUUCAAAAUCUAGUAUUUCAGAGAGAUAGGAGAAUAUAUAAAUCCAUGAAACAAGAAUAUGAUGCUUUAAAAUGAAACUGUAAAACAAUAAGAAAGAACUCUCGGAAAUGUAGCAAAUUGUGAACAUUCUAGAAAUUGGAAGAUAACAUUUGAGAAAUCUCCCAGAGAGUUGGACAAAAAUACAGAAAUGUGGACAAUAUGAAGACAAAAGAGGAAAUUAGAGAGCAAAACAUAAUGUUCACUACGUAAAAGGAAUUACAGAAAGGGAGAAUAGAGGAGGAGAGAACAUUAGCAAAGAUGUAGUGAAAAAUACUUUAUAGAAUGAAAGAAAUCGGCUGUAAAAAUUUGCUUUCCUCUCCAGCCCAGAAGACACACACCAAAGCAAAGGCAACCCUAACUUUGCUAAAGACAGGAUCAGACUUGAGCUAGCAAAGAAUCUCUUAACAAAACCACUGGAAGUUUGAAGAUGUUGGAAAAGCAUCUUCACAAGCCUAAGGGAAAAUGGUGUUCAAACUGGAAUGCUAUACUUAGUCAAAUUAUUAGUCAUGUGUGAGGGAGCAAUGCAAACAAUUUUAUACAUAAAAGAGAAGAGGUAUUCCAAGUCAUUGUUUAAGACUCCCUAAACACCUUAAGAUACGGGGCACCUGGGUAGCUCAGUCAGUUAAGUGUCCGACUUCAGCUCGGGCCAUCAUCUCAUGGUCUGUGAGUUCGAGCCCCUCAUCGGGCUCUGUGCUGACAGCUCAGAGCCUGGAGCCUGCUUCAGAUUCUGUCAUCCUCUCUCUCUCUGCCCCUCCCCUGCUCACACUCUGUCUCUCUCUCCUUCAAAAAUAAAUAUACAUUAAAAAAAUGCUACUUGAUAUGCAUGUAUUAGUUAUCUAAGGCUGUAUAAAUAAAACACCCCCAAAUUUAACACUUUAUAACAGCAAAAAUGUACCCCUUUAUACAGUUCUGUGAGAGGUCAAGGAAUCUGGAAUUGGCUUAGUUGGAUGUUCCUGGCUCAUGGUCUCUCAUGAGGUCACACCCCUUGGCCUGCAGUAGUCCAAAGGGACUGGAUAAUCUGCUUCCUAGCUCCGUCUUGUCACUGUUGACAGGGGCUUUCAGUUAUUUGUUCUUGACUUUUCCAUAGGGCUUCACAGACAGCAUGUCAGUCAAGAGAAAGUGAUAAGGGAUGGCAAGAAGUUGAGAAAAAGAGAUAAAGACAGAGAGAAAAGGAGAGAGAAAUACAUAAAAGAGAGAGUACCUAAGACAGAGAAUGGACUCUUUUCAGAACCUGAAUUCAGCAGGGACCCCUGCUGAUGAUGUGAGAGGAGGUCACAUGAAGGUGUGACGACUAGGAGGCAGGAACCCAUGGGACCAUGAUAGAGGCUUCCUGCUACAAUGUACUUCACCCAAAGAAAGACAUAUUUAAAAAAGAAUGGUAUGGGCUCCAGGAAACGUCACCCACCACAGAACAAGCAAGGUAAUUUCAGGAUAAGAAAUAUGCAGAAAUCCUGGUGACCAGUUAGUCUAGACCCAUGGUUCUCAACUGGGCAUAUUUGCAUCCCCCCAGGGGACAUUUGGUGAUAUCUGGAGACAUUCUUAGUUGUCAAGAUGAGAAGUGCUACUGGUAUGUAGUGGAUAGAAGUGAAGGAUGCUGCUAAAUAUUUUAAAGACCUAGGACAGCCUCCCUUCCCCCUGUCGCCCCCCCCCCCAUCACUGGACACAAAGAAUUAUCUGGACCAGAAUAUCCGUACCUUUGAGGCUGAGAAAACCUGGUCUUGAAUAAGGUAUACUGACAGAGGGCUUUUGGAGAGUGGCUCUUAGAGAAAAUACACAAGUGAAAGAUACCAGCAAAGGGUGAUACUGACAUCAGACACAAAGAUGUGGACUUUGAAAACCAACCUAAGCAAAAUUGUAAAUUAUCCAAAAUUGGAGCCAUAUGUGACUGGGUCCAAGAAAGGUAAUUCCUCAUCUGUCAUUGUGGGAAGGCAACAUAUAAUAUUUAAAUUAAUAAAUCAAAAAAUAGCAAUAUAUUUAAUAAAAUAAAGUUGAAAUAAAAUAACAAAAAACCAAUAGAACUAAAAGUCACUACACAGGAGGAGGAGGGCCCAGAGUAGGAAAGUGUGGGCCAGGAGUUGCUGUCUCUUGUUAAGUCUUUCUAUACUAUUUGACUUUUAAAAAGUAUUAUUUUCAUAAACAGUAAUUAAAUGCAUGAAUAAAUCCAUUGCUUGAAUGUUUUGUUAAUAAAAAACUAGUUCUCCCCCCUCUAGUAAAUACAUAUAAGCACAUAUAAAUAUGUAAAGGAUAUUGGUUGAAGGCUCCUUAGAUGAUUAUCUACACAGUUGAGUCCAUGCCCCAUUUCCAUGUUUUCAAUUAGUGAAUUAAGUCCUAUAAUGAGUGUAUGGAAGAAUAAAUGAGUGACAUAAUUUAAUUGGAAAUAUUCAGUAUAACAAAUGGUUUUACUUUUCUUAACAGUUAAGCACACUUUAUUGAAAUGGCCCAUGCCAAGACCACUAAGAGGCGGCCUCAUCACCAGAUCUCUUUCAGGCCUUACCUUCUGUGGGUUUGCUACAACAUGUUAUGGUGUUGGCUACCUCUUCUCAGCCUUCUGUGUGGAUGCUGCAUCCUCAACCUGCCCUUUACAUGUUGGCUUUCCUGUGGCAGUUCCAGCUUUUUCUUGGAUGAAGGAUACACUUGCACUGAGAUGUCAUCCAUUUUCAUGACUUUAGGGAUUAUGUAGAUCUUCUCGGCUUUACGAAAAUUGUCCCAGCUGCUUGAGGAGGGCAUCUUUAAUUGGCUAUCCCGUAGACACCGGAAGCUCCACAUUAACCUCACCUCCCAACACACAUGCAAUACACACAGACACAUACCGCACACAUAUAGACACUUACGCACACACACACAGACAUGUGUACACACAUACACACACGCACACACAUAGAGACACGCACAUGCCUGCAUGUACAUACACAUGCACACAGGUAGAUCUUCCCUUGCGUGAGUCUUCCCUUUCUCAAAGAAGUGCUCUGUAUUCACCCAACCAGAGACAUGCUUCACCCAUGACUUCCUCUUUCCUACCCCGCUUACCCCCCUGCAUCAAUCACCAAGCUUUACUCAACCUUCUUGCAUCGCAUUGCAUUUACUUCCCUGGUCUCUUAUAUCUGUCAACUUUGUACGCUCACACUAUGGUCAUCUAAGCUCUGGCCACCCUAAUCUCAGAAUCAAAUUACUGCAACAGUAUCCAAAUACUUCUCCCAGCCUCCAUGCCUUUGUCCAUUGAAUUCCUUCUCUAUUCUGACCAGGCUGAUCCUUUUUAAAAUUCAAAUAUAUUCAUGUCACUCAUUUCUGAUCUCUCCGACUGCCCUUGGGCUAAGUUCCAAACUCUGUUCAACCCUAGGUCUUGCUUUCCUGUGAAGUUCUAAUUCUUCUUAUUCUCACACCCCACUGUCCCCUUUCCCCAUAUUGAAUUAUGUCCCCAUGGUUGAAUGCAUCACGCUGUUUCACCUCUGGGUCUUUAUACAUCUUGUACCUUUACUUGAAUCAUUCUUUCCUUCCCCAUCUUCUCCUCUUUGUUGGCAAAUUCUCAUUUCUUCGAGGCUAAGUGUAAUGUCACUUCUGGGAAGCAUUCUGGUUCCCUCCCAAAGACUAUGUUAAGUACCCUUCUAAUGGGUUUCUGCAGGAGUCUGUUAACAGAAACUGUCACAGUCUCUGUUAACUUGUUGGAUCCACAGCUAUCACAGUCAUUCAAGGACUCAGCACAGGCCUAGCACCAUUUGGGGGCCGCUACAUACUUUGCCACUAUAGAUAGGAUUUUCCGUGUGAAAUCUUGAGAGCUUUUAAUGAAAACAGGGCACAUUUUUUUUCAAGCAAAAGAGCCUUUUUAGAGGCAUAUUCUAAUGGUUCAUCUUCAAAAGAGUUCACUGUCAUAUCUUUAUGGUGCACUAAAGUGCAGCUAAGAAUCAAGGAGAAUAAAUUAAAUUGGAUAACGACUUUACUUAAAAGCAUGAAGCUAAAAUGAGCGAAAAACCUUAAGAAAUAGCAGAUAAUAAAAAUGGAUUUCUCUUAGCCUCUUAUCUCUAAUUUUGAUAUGUAUUUUUCUUCUCAAGGUAUACGAAGGGGCCAAGGAAAGGUAUCGUAAAAGAGAGACAAUUUGAAACAGAUAAAAUACUGCAUUUAAAAACCGUAGAUGAAAAACCAGGACCAAGUCAUCAGCUCCAUAAUGGUACUGCUGCUGUCGGAUUUUGAUUGUUUGUGUCGCCAUCCUUAGGUGGGGCCCCUAAAAGACAAACGAGAUUAAAGAUGAAAUGCCUGAUGGUUCAAAGAAAUGAAAGCGCGACAAUAAAAAUCAAAGACACAGCACACGUAAAUCCCCUUUGAAGGUCCCGAUUUCCAGCUCUCUGUAGCAAUAACUAAGUAAGCCUGGGUGUCCUGGACCAUAGGCCACCGACAUUUGUCAAGCUUUCCAAUAAAUUGGCAAUGAAAGACUAAAUCCGUGCAAGGUGGGAGAUGAAUUAGCACACAGCCAAAGUACUGGAGAAAUAAGCACUGGGUUCGUAGCUGAAAUAUUUUUUGAUAAAGUAAUAAUCCCCCAUAAUCUCUCUCUAGCUUUAAAUAACAGCCGGUCUUUGUGCCGGCAGUUUAAUUUUGUUGGCUGCCCUUGUCUUACAAAUAUAUUUAGUGGAGUCUGGAAUAUCAUUCUGUGCUGAAAGCUGGAGCCUUUGUCAUGCUGAAGCUGGGCAAAGGCAAUAAAUCAAGGACAAAAGUGAAAAGGAAUAGAAACGGGGUAUCAGAAACUUAUUCCCCCAGAACGGGCGAGCUUUCUUCUCGUGCGAGCAGGUGAAUUGCAUCAGUUAUGUCUUCCUGUUAAGUGCCUGUGUUGUAAUGAUAUUGACUUAUAUCUGCAUUGCACCCUGGUUGGCAUUGCUCCAAAGUACUUAAGAUGCAUCUGUGGGAAAUACACGCUGAAAAUAGCAUCUUGAAAACAUACAACCCCCGUUUUCUUUUCUUCUUUUCCUCCUCUAAGAUCAUUCUUCCCAGGAAAUGCCCCGAGAUGGCCAACCUUAGCUGUUUCCACUCGUUUUCUCAUUUGUGUCUGACCAAUUAAUAAAUGGCUUUUUAAAGGUAAGGGACGGACCACUGUAGAUUGAAAAUGAUUGAACCACGACUAAUGUGCUUCAUGAUUUGCAUUUGCCACAUUUGGUUAUUGUUGAAAAUGGAUUACGGAGAAAUAAUGUUGAGUUGUUUAUAGGAUUUUUCUUUUACCUGAAGCAACACAAAGGAAUAGAAGUCGCUGUGUGAGAAAGCCAGAGAUCUGGGUUCUUAUAUUAGUUUUCAGUUCUAUUUCCAAGUUAGUGGCUCAGAAGAGCACACAUUUCUUAUCCCACUAUUUCCUUGGGCCAGGAGUGCAGCACAGUGUAUCUGGUCUUCUGCUCAGAGUCUCGUAGGUGGGCUGUGGUCUUACCAGGUUCUCCACCAGGGAAAGAACUGCUUCAAGCUUCCUCAGGCUGUUGGCAGAGCUCAGUUCCUUGAGGUUUUAGGAUGAAGAUCCCAGUUUCUUGCUGGCUGUUCACUGCACCUUGCUCUCAGCUCCUAAAGGCACUGACAGGUCCUGGCCACAUGGAACUCUCUAUAGCCCUUCAUAGCUUACUUCUGCAAGCCAGUAGGGGAACACCAACAGUUACAUAAAUGGAUGUAUCGCAACAUAGAACCCCAGAAAAGAUAUCUCAUCACCUUUGCCAGCUAUUUGCUAAAAGCAAAUCACGGGUCCUCACCUACACUCAAGGGUUGGACAUGUGGCCCAUCUUGGGGUCUGCCUACCACAUUUCUAGUCUUUUGGGGGGGGCAUUAAAAACUAGGUACUUUUAUAUAUUCACUCAAAGCAAUAAGAAAGAAUGACAAGUGUGCAUCAAACACAACUGGUGAAUCUCAC